Pararge aegeria (speckled wood butterfly) is the source of this 3793-nucleotide messenger RNA. RefSeq lists its product as uncharacterized. Gene Ontology annotation, molecular function: transmembrane transporter activity. The transcript has 15 exons. Gene Ontology annotation, biological process: transmembrane transport. The coding region runs from base 389 to 3562 and encodes 1057 amino acids. NCBI's taxonomy places the organism in Eukaryota, Metazoa, Arthropoda, Insecta, Lepidoptera, Nymphalidae. Gene Ontology annotation, cellular component: membrane. The record is from RefSeq and is a predicted model, not a curated record.
UCGUGUUUUGUAAUUUUGUAACAUAAAUAACUUAAAAAAUUGCAGUGUCCGUAUCGAUAAGUAGAUUUUAGUUUUUAUUUCUAUUACAGUAGAUAAAUCUAAGUUACGGUUUUUUCCUCAACUGGUUAUUAAACAAAUUGUUAAGAGUUCCGCAAUAUUGCAUAAAGAUGAAAUAGAAAAAGGCAUAAUCUACAUAAAAGCGAUCCACUUCAAGUAUUUAGUAAACAAUUGAAGGCUUAUACAAAACCUCGCAAUAGGAUUAACAAUAUUGAAUUAUGCAGUUAUCAGUGAGUCAAGAAAGUCAGUUGUUGGAGUGAUUGCUAGCAAAUCGGUGUAAUAAGUGAAAGAAGGGAAAGAAAAAAUAUACAGUGGACUUUUUUGUGUUGCAAUGACAAGGGGUACCUCAAAACCAAUUAGCAGAUCGAGGGUGGUGCUAUCACAGGUUCUAGCAUGCCUCGCGCUGAAUGUUCUGCUGACAGGACUCGGAAUGUCCAUCAGUUUCGUCACUAUGGUCUUACCCGAAGUGCUCGACGCAAAAGAAGGGCUUUCCAUGAACCAGUCGCAGGCUUCUUGGUUUGGUAGCAUGGCGUUCCUAUGCCAGCCACUCGGCAGCAUCUUCUCCGGUCCCAUACUGGACUACUUUGGGAGAAAGAAGGCCCUGUUUCUAGUCAACAUACCGCAUUUGAUAGCGUGGAUGAUCAUGUACUUCGCUUGGGACGUCCCUUCCUUGUUCCUUGGUAACGCGCUUUUGGGCAUCGGCACGGGAAUCAUGGAGGCCCCAUCUGUGACAUACGUUGGAGAAGUCAGUGAUCCUUCCCUCCGAGGUAUCCUUACAACGCUGACUAACAGUUUUACAUCGCUGGGCAUGUUUGUUGCCUACCUGCUGGGCACUGUUGUAUCGUGGAGGCAAGCGGCACUUGUGUCGCUCACUGUACCACUAGCGACGAUGGCGCUCGUGUUAUUUGUUCCCGAAACUCCAAUAUGGUUGAUAUCUAAAGGUCGUCAGAAAGAGGCGUUACAUUCCCUAUGCAGACUCCGAGGCUGGGCUCAACCAGAAGAUGUACAAGAAGAAUUUAACCAACUCUUAGAAUACCACAAUGACUGUAGAGAUUGCGUAAUUUGCUCAAACGAAAGAAACCACGAAGAGAAACCGUGUGACCAUUCCAACUAUAGCAUUUUCAAGAAGGUGUACCUAAAAUAUAAGUAUGUCUUCUUCGUCAAAGAGACUUUGAGACCUUUUGGACUGGUCAUGGCGUAUUUCUUUUUUCAUACAAUGAGUGGUUUAUUGCCGGUCAGGCCUAACAUGGUUAAUAUGUGCAAAGCGUUGGGCAUGAAAUUUGAUCCGAAAGGGAUAGUGGUAACAGUCGGUCUAGUCUACAUUUUAAUGAACCUCAUCUCAGCUGCUGUAGUCACAUUAAUAGGCAAAAGAAAACUAGUCGUGUCAUCAUUAUUUGCCACGGCGUGUUGCAGUCUUGCUAUAAGCAUAUACGCAGGAGUUAACUUACCUUUCAACGUGCUUUCGUACGAACAAAGCACGUUUCCAGAACAAAAGGAGUUACUACCCGUUGUGCUGUUUAUGCUGCUAGUCUCAUUUACAAGUGCGGGUAUACCUUGGGUGUUGCUUUCGGAAGUUUUUCCGUUCAGGAGCCGAGGUAUGGCGACUGGUUUAGCCGCCGCUCUUAGCUACGUAAUUUUCUUUUUAGCUACGAAAACUAACUACAACCUAGAAGCUAGCUUCCACAUUCACGGAACAUUCUUACUUUACUCUAUAAUAGGUUUUAUUGGUACAGUCUAUUUAUAUUUCUUCUUGCCAGAAACCGAACGUAGGAGUUUAGUUGAAAUUGAAGAAUAUUAUAAGGGUAAUCAAAAAAUAUUCGCCGAUGAUUUCUUCAUCAACGCAUUCAAAAAUAAAAAGGGCAAAAACAACGAUGUUGAUAGUCCUAUGCUAGCAAAUUGUAGAGAUACCUACCAUGGAAAUUUAAAUGAUAACAAAGUUAAAGAAAGAAAAAUGAGGUGGCUUUGGUGGAGUAAAACAUCAGUAGGACCUGGAGAAAACAUAAGCAGAUCCAGGGUGGUGCUGUCACAGGCUCUAGCGUGUCUCCCGCUAAAUGUUCUGCUAAUUGGAAUCGGAAUGUCUACCAGCAUCGUCACUAUGGUAAUUCCCGAUGUUCUUGACGCAAAAGAUGGACUCUCCAUGAACCAAUCACAGGCCUCGUGGUUCGGUAGCUUGGCGUUUCUAUGCCAGCCACUUGGCAGUAUCUUCUCUGGUACUAUAGUCGACUACUUUGGAAGAAAAAAGGCCCUAUUCCUAGUCAACAUACCGCACUUGAUGGCGUGGAUUAUCUUGUACUUCGCUUGGGACGUUCCUUCCUUAUUCCUUGGCAACGCACUUCUGGGUUUGGGUACAGGUGUUAUGGAGACCCCAACUUGUACAUAUAUUGGAGAAAUCAGUGAUUCUUCAAUACGAGGUCUUCUUACUACGCUGAUAUACAGUUUUGCAUCGCUGGGCGUCUUUUUCUCUUACCUGCUCGGGACUAUUAUGUCAUGGCGACAAGCAGCACUUGUGUCGAUAGCCGUACCUCUUGCCACGAUGGCCCUGAUGUUAUUUGUUCCCGAAACACCAACAUGGUUGAUUUCAAAAAGUCGUCCAAAAGAAGCAUUAAUUUCCCUAUGCAGACUCCGAGGUUGGGCCCAACCAGAAAACGUCCAAGAUGAAUUCAAGGAACUUGUAGAAUACCAUGAUGCUUUUACAGAAUGUGUUAUUUGUACAAGAAAAGGGGGAGAGCAAAAACAGUGUGAACAUUCCAAUCUCAAUAUUUUCAUAAGGCAGUAUCUAAAAUAUAAGUAUGUCUUCUUCGUCAAAGAGACCUUGCGACCAUUUGGACUUGUCAUUGCGUAUUUCUUCUUCCAUACUAUGAGUGGUUUAACGCCGCUAAAGCCUAACAUGGUGAAUUUAUGCAAAGCUUUAGGCAUGAAAUUUGAUCCCAAAACUAUUGUGGUAACUGUCGGUAUUGUCUCCAUAAUCAUGAGUUUCGUCACAGCUGCUGUAGUCAAACUUAUAGGCAAAAGAAAACUUGUCCUAACAUCAUUGUUCGCGACAGCGUGUAGCACUCUUGCUCUAAGCAUAUACGCAGGAGUUUACUUACCUUUCAACGUGUCUUCAUAUAAACAGAGCACGUUUCCAGAACAGAAUGAGCUUUUACCUGUCGUUCUGUUUACGCUGCUUGUCUCGUUUACAUGUAUGGGUAUACCUUGGGUGCUGCUUUCGGAAGUUUUUCCGUUUAGGAGCCGAGGCAUGGCGACUAGCGUAGCCGCCGCUAUGGCUUACAUUAUUUUCUUCUUAGCCACAAAAACCAGCUACAACCUAGAAGCAAGCUUACACCUUUACGGAACAUUUUUACUGUACGCUAUUAUAGGCUUUAUUGGUACAAUCUAUUUAUAUUUAUUUUUGCCUGAAACCGAAAACAAAACUUUAAUAGAGAUCGAAGCGUAUUUUGAAGGGAAUCAAAAAAUUUACGCCAAUGAUUGUUUAAUCAACGGUAUCAAAAAAUAUACAUACUAAAGCAACUAUGUUUGUCAAAGGAUAUGUUAGCGACGCAAACAGCCCUCUAGUUAAUUAUUAAUUACUAAAUUAUAAAUAAUUAUUAAUAAAUGUUUGUCUAUGGUUUUUAAAUUAAAUAAUGUGCUAAAAGCGGAACGUAGGUGGCGGGGGUGGACACCGUCAUUCGGACAACCGCAGCGGUUCAAAUUUGAGACGUUCACUGCAACCGACCGCAGCCGCAUCGUUUUAAAU